This is a messenger RNA of Ilex paraguariensis (yerba mate), 1542 nucleotides long. The record is from the annotation of a GenBank genome assembly. NCBI's taxonomy places the organism in Eukaryota, Viridiplantae, Streptophyta, Magnoliopsida, Aquifoliales, Aquifoliaceae.
AUGGCUACCAAAGGAAGAAGAAUGAGAGUACUUCUUCUUUAUUUGUCAAGCUUUUUUUUGUUCUUCAAUUUCAGCCCUGCAUACUCGGAGACAGACACAAUCUACUUAGGUCAACCGCUCAGAAAUUGGGAACAGUUAAUUUCAAAAAAUCAGGUCUUCAAGUUGCAAUUCUUCAGCUCUGGGAUGAUUUCAAGGAGCUAUUAUGUAGGCAUAUUUUACAACAAGGAGCAAAGAACCGAGAAGGCCGUGUGGAUGGCAAACCGAGACAACCCUAUCCCCGAUGCAUCUGGGAACCUGAUCAUCGACUUUGAUGGCCGUUUGAAAAUUUCAUAUAGUGGGGGCCGCAGUGCUAUUGUAUUUAAUUCUCUUCCGGCAAACAGCAAUGCAAGUGCUACACUGCUAGAUUCAGGCAAUUUUGUAUUCAGAGAACUCGAUUCAAAUGGGUCUGUAACGCAAGUUUUGUGGGAAAGUUUUGAUUAUCCUACCGACACGCUUCUACCAGGAAUGAAACUUGGUAUCAACCUCAAAACUGGGCAUACAUUGUCGCUAACUUCUUGGAGAAGUGAUGAGGUACCUGCCUCAGGGUCUUUUACCUUUGGUGUAGAUUCCAAUGGUACGGGACAACUUGUAAUCUGGCGGCUAGGGAAUGUCUACUGGACUAGUGGGCUAUGGAGCAACGGGAGCUUUGACAAUGUCCGCCAAUUGUCCUACGAAGACUACUACAACUUCAGCUAUGUCUCCAAUGAGAAUGAGAAAUACCUCAGCUACUCGGUGAAUGAAAUCAGUACUUCACCAAUGUUCUACAUAGGACCAGAUGGUCAAAUGAGAGGCGACGAAGGGAUAGCAUCUAUUGGUGGGUGUCAUUUGCGUAACCAUCUUGGGUGCAAAAUGACCGGAAACUCGCCAGAGUGCAGGAAACCAAACUACUUUUUAGUAGCAAAAGCAAAAAGCAUAGUUGGUGAUGGAUUCAAGUACGAUAAAAGCUACAACUUGAGUGAUUCUGAUUGCAAGGAAAUAUGCUGGAACAAUUGCUCUUGUGUUGCCUAUGCUACUAACAACGGAACCGGAUGUGAGAUUUGGGUUCAAGGAAUGAGUUUCGAAGAACAUUUUGGCACUUACGACGACAGACAGUUUUAUUUUCUUUAUUCAAAAAGAGGAAGGGAUGUGGCUCUGAUGCCGUCGUUGGUCGCACCGAGGAGAGCCUGGGAAGAGGGGGUUUGAGCAAAGAGGAGAGGACAAGGGAGGAAGGGAGGGGAGGGAAUGGAGAUAUUCCUAGGAGGGUUGUUUGACUAUGGGUUGCCAACAGUGGCAGAAGGGUGGUGAGAGAAAGGGGCAAUGAAGUUGUUACUUAGAGAAAGAAAGAGGGGAGAGGGGGUUGCUAAUGGAGAGAGAUGAUGAAGAAGAGAAAAAGGGGGCAAUGACAUUGUUGAGUCAGAGACAGAGAGUGAGAGAGAGGCAACAAGACGGCUCCAUCUCUGGCGAAGACCUUCAUCUCCGGCGAAGCAGAAAGAAGUGGUGGAUAUGGCUGCUCACUGCAAUGGG